ACGUCAAUUUUUCAGAUUUUAUAUCCUCAAAUAUUAAAACGAGACUUUCGAACAGGCGAAGUUUACUUUUGUAAUUAAUAAUACAAAAAUAUCCAAUUAGUUUCAUAAAAAAAAAACUAACAGCACAAAUUAUAGCCAAAUUAAAAUUCAUUCAUAAAACUACAAAGAACAAAAACAAAGAGAGCAAUAACCACAAACAACUACAAAAGAAAAAAAUAUACUAUAAAAAAAUGUCCGUGGACGACUUCCUUAAAGGUCUUCCUUGUCACAAUGCCAACAAUUUCUCGCUCUUCAACACAGAAAAUGGUAUUCGCACAUCACAAAAGCGUCCCUCUGUUUAUUUGCCAACCGAAGAUAGCCCAGCCGAACAGGUCAUUGUCCUCGAGAAACGUUGCAUCCUACUGCGCUAUCUAACACAUCAAUGGGACAAAAAGACAUCCCUCCGCAAACGUGACCAUUCGGCUGAAGAUGCAAACAAUCCAAAUAGUAGCAGUUGUAAGAAACGCCCGCGAAUGGAUCCCAUCGAAAUGAACUAAUACUAAAAAGCGAAAUCCAGGAGAGAGGCUUUCUAAAUAUAUCUAUUUUCUGUGUCAUUUCUUUUUUUUCAGUUCAUUCUUAAAGGCUUAGUUUAAAUUGGGAUGAUUAAGUCUGGCCUCACGGCAGUUUGUAGGCUUUCUUGUUUUGCCUUGGAAAUUCCGUGAGGCUGGACAAGGACAUCCCAAUCUGAACAAGUUCUUUUUCUUAUUUUUAUUAUUUUUUUUUUUAUUAACUUUUAAAAUAUACUUGGAUAUAUCUUAAAUGUUUAUUUUCAUUUUUCUGGAUUAUCAUUAAUUAUGUACAAUCUUUACGUUUUUUUUCUUUCUUUUUUUUUCUGUAAAACAAAAACAAAAAAAAAAUUAUCUAUAAAUCUAUGUUUAUGUUAUGAAUCUGUAAGAUAACACAACAUAUAUUUCUAAUUUUAUACUUUACAAAGAAGAAGAUUUUUAUUGAUUGGACUUUUUAAAACUGUGCUGGGAAUGCAUUUAUUCUGAAGUCAAAUUCAUAAGAUUAAAUUCUGAAAAUAAGAAAAAAAAGCAAAAAACAAAAACUAUAGUUUAAACAAUAAAAUUCAAUGUGAAACUGA
This is a messenger RNA of Episyrphus balteatus (marmalade hoverfly), 1123 nucleotides long. RefSeq names its product DET1- and DDB1-associated protein 1. The transcript has 2 exons. Bases 231 to 536 code for a protein of 101 amino acids. NCBI's taxonomy places the organism in Eukaryota, Metazoa, Arthropoda, Insecta, Diptera, Syrphidae. Gene Ontology annotation, biological process: positive regulation of proteasomal ubiquitin-dependent protein catabolic process. The record is from RefSeq and is a predicted model, not a curated record. Gene Ontology annotation, cellular component: Cul4-RING E3 ubiquitin ligase complex.